UUUUUCCUGGCCAAAAUUCAUACCUCCACACGCCGGGACAUCCCAAAAUACAAACCCAAAGCAUUAACGGUGUCAAUGCUAAGGGGAGUCCCGUGCUCGCACUCCACAAUCAUGGCCAGCACAGCACGUCUUUCCGACCACAUAUGCCGGCCAAUACCCGCCGUCUGCUUUAGUUUCCGCCACCCGAGCGCCGCCAAACUCGUCGGGAAGCCUCUCGCUCGUCCCAAAUAUUUUAGAACCGGAAGCAUAACCUUUAAAACCGACCAAACUUUAAAGCAGACUGUUAGACUAAGCUUGGUGGACCAAAGCCCGCCAAAAUCAACGGUCGACGUGAAACGGCUGGUGGGAUUCUUGUACGAAGAUCUGCCUCAUCUGUUUGAUGAUCAAGGAAUUGACCGGACAGCGUAUGAUGAACGUGUGAAAUUCCGGGACCCCAUCACCAAACAUGACACUAUAAGUGGGUAUCUCUUUAACAUAGCCCUCCUGAGGAAAAUCUUCGGGCCAGAUUUCCAGUUGCACUGGGUAAAGCAGACAGGGCCUUAUGAAAUCACUACAAGGUGGACUAUGGUGAUGAGAUUCAUUCUUCUGCCAUGGAAACCAGAAUUAGUCUUCACAGGAACCUCUGUCAUGGGCAUCAACCCAGAUACUGAGAAGUUCUGCAGCCAUGUGGACUUUUGGGACUCUAUAGAAAGAAAUAACUAUUUUUCUCUUGAAGGUUUGUGGGAUGUCAUAAGGCAGUUAUGUGUAGAUUAUAAUUUUCUGCAGCUGCGGAUUUAUAAGACUCCAGAUUUGGAAACACCAGAAUAUCAGAUACUGAAAAGGACUGUAAAUUAUGAGGUAAGAAAGUACAGCUCAUUUAUAGUGGUGGAAACAAGUGGAGACAAGCUGUCUGGGUCAAAUGGCUUUAAUGAUGUUGCCGGGUAUAUAUUUGGAAAUAAUUCUACAAUGGAAAAGAUACCAAUGACAACCCCAGUCUUCACCCAGGCAUUUGAUGCUGAAUUAUCCAAGGUGUCCAUCCAAAUUGUUCUUCCAGAAGAGAAAAAAUUGAGCAGUUUACCAAAUCCCGAUAAAGAAGCAAUCUGCUUGAGGAAGGUACAAGGAGGCAUUGCUGCAGUCUUAAAGUUCAGUGGGAAACCCACUGAAGAUAUUGUUCGUGAGAAAGAGAAGAAACUGCGUUCUUGUCUUAUUAGAGAUGGUCUCAAACCUAAAAUGGGCUGUUUGCUUGCUCGCUACAAUGAUCCUGGGCGUACAUGGAGCUUCAUAAUGAGACUCUGCAGAUAUGCUGCAGUGAAUAUGGUUGCUUGUUUAUAGAUUGAUACAAAAGUAUUAAAGGUUAUUCUCGAUAUAUCUCAUUUUAGUCACUGGAACCAUUCUUUGUUUAUGUUUUGUGAGUGGUAACCAUGCAGAAGAAUGAAGUGCUAAUAUGGCUUGAAGAGUUCUCCUUGGAUUAGUGUAUUGUAUGCACACUUCCUGUUGAUGUAGUCCUGAUUCCUUUUGUUUGCCAUGAGUUCCGAGUGUUAUAGGAGAUAUAAAGUAGCAUUCCCCAAGAGCUACUUGUUUGUGUCUGCAAUGUCAAUUUGUAAAGAAAUUACCUUCUCAUAGUUAAUACCCUCUCAUUUCUAAGUUA
Messenger RNA from Malania oleifera, 1627 nucleotides. RefSeq names its product heme-binding-like protein At3g10130, chloroplastic. The transcript has 8 exons. Lineage: Eukaryota; Viridiplantae; Streptophyta; Magnoliopsida; Santalales; Ximeniaceae. The record is from RefSeq and is a predicted model, not a curated record. Bases 76 to 1311 code for a protein of 411 amino acids.